Molecule: messenger RNA, 783 nt
Organism: Effrenium voratum
Lineage: Eukaryota; Dinophyceae; Suessiales; Symbiodiniaceae
Source: the annotation of a GenBank genome assembly
AUGCGGGAUGUCGGGCCUUGGGUGAGCCAACUUGACCUGGACAAGACCGAGGAAGGCUACGAGCUCACAUUAUCUUUGGACGGUGGAGAUGUCGCCGCCUCGUCCACUGAAUCAGUGGAGCUCUUGAUCAACAGCUCCGACGGCAAGAGGCACUUCGUUUUGCCCAAGACAGGCUCUGGAACUGGUGGUCUUCUUAAGGUGAGAACCGAGGAGGAGCUCAGCCCUUCCGGCCUGGAGGCAGUGCAGGUCACCUUGGCGGAGUACAACGGCAACGCCCACGGCCCCGAAGCUUUGGCCUGCCAUCCCAGCGAGCGCGAGUCGCGCGAGUCGCGCGUGGUCUGUUUGCGCAAGCAGAUGCCGCAGCCGGAGAUGCCGGAGAUGCCGGAGAUGCACCAGAUGCCGCAUGCUGAGCGGGCUCGAGCUCCGUCCGCGCCGACCGGGCGGCCCAUGCCCGUGAUGCACCCUUUGUUGGGCGACCGGUGCUCAGAGAUGAGCGUUUGCCCAGCUGGCAGCGAAUGCAAGGCUGGACGCUGUAGAGCAUUGGUUGAGCCCAAUCUGCGUGGCAGCCCAGUGUCUGGAGCGGGCGCAGAGAUGUGGGUGGCAUGUGCGCUCGUAAUCCUCGUGUGCCUGUGCUCUGCUGCACUCCUGACGCGUGGGGACCGCGGCGCCCGAAAGUUUCAUGCCAUGCCGAAGGUGGUGGGCAAAGGCGACCUGUCGCCCGCGGCCGCGAGCAAAUUCCGUGAAGCGUCAGACAGCGAGGAGGAGGACUUUCGGGCAUUCUAG